GUCACCGUUCGGCUGUACAGUGUUGGAAGGCCCAGUCCCGAGCCCCGAACACCCUCCGUCCCCGAGGCGCGGGAACGCUGCAGCCCUUCCCGCGCUGCGCGUGCCCGAGGAGGCAGAGUUAAGGUUAUCCGAUCCCGCCAGGGCGCUAACGCUGCGUUCCCCGCAGCGGGUGGGACCCGGCCCGGGGUUUGCUGGCUCCGCUGCGUCCCCAGGCCGGGCCCUGAGCUCGCCCGCCCGCCCGCCCGCCCGCCUGCCUGUGGAGCCCGCUGCCCAGGAGACCCACCGGCUCUGGCGGCCUCUCGCGCCCCGACUCCCGGCCGGCCCGGCGACGCCCCCCCCCCGCUCCCGGCGCGAGCGGGUGACACCAUCACGCGGCGCGGCGGGCGGGUCUCACACACACGCUUCGCUCCCACGAUGGCGGCGGCAGCCUGGGGUUGCCGGAAAUGCCUUGUCAGUGGCACAAAGCUUAUAUAUGGAAGAUACCCAGCUCCAGUAUUCCCUAGUGGCAUUGUUUAUAGAAUGGGCACGCCUGUUUUAGAGCUACAUCAGUCUAGAUAUUAUUCUUCUGGAGGCAGAAAAGGCUUUAUAUCAGGUUUUGUGGACAACAUCAAACAGGAAUUAUCAAAAAAUAAAGAGAUGAAAGAAAGUAUUAAAAAAUUCCGGGAUGAAGCUAAAAAGCUAGAAGAAUCUGAUGCGCUCCAGGAAGCAAGGAGGAAAUAUAAAACCAUUGAAUCUGAAACGGUUAAGACCUCUGAAGUGAUUAAAAAGAAGCUUGGAGAAAUAACCGGAUCAGUCAAAGAGAGUUUGGAUGAAGUAAGUAAGAGUGAUAUUGGUCGAAAGAUAAAAGAAGGUGUGGAAGAAGCUACCAAAACAGCAAAGCAAUCUGCAGAAUCAGUCACCAAAGGAGGGGAGAAACUGGGCAAGACAGCAGCAUUUAAAGCAAUCUCCCAGGGAGUAGAAACAGUGAAGAAGGAAAUAGACGAAAGCGUUCUGGGGCAGAUGGGUCCUUACAGACGUCCUGAGCGACUUAGGAAAAGAACAGAAUUUGCUGGAGAGAAGGUCAAAGAGAGAAUAUUUGAAGCUAAUGAGGAGGCGAUGGGUGUGGUGCUGCACAAGGAUUCCAAAUGGUAUCAGCAGUGGAAAGAUUUCAAGGACAACAAUGUGGUCUUCAAUAGGUUCUUUGAAAUGAAGAUGAAGUAUGAUGAAAGCGAUAAUGCCUUCAUUCGGGCAUCCAGAGCUGUUACAGACAAAGUCACCGAUUUAAUAGGUGGACUGUUCUCGAAGACAGAAAUGUCAGAGGUUUUGACAGAGAUUCUCAAAGUGGACCCAGCUUUUGACAAGGAUCGGUUUCUAAAGCAAUGUGAGAACGACAUAAUCCCCAAUGUCCUGGAGGCUAUGAUAUCUGGAGACCUGGAUGUCCUCAAAGAUUGGUGCUAUGAAGCAACUUAUAGUCAGCUUGCUCAUCCAAUCCAACAAGCCAAAGCAAUGGGUCUCCUGUUCCACUCCAGAAUUCUUGACAUUGACAACAUUGAUCUUGCUAUGGGGAAGAUGAUGGAGCAGGGACCCGUAUUAAUUAUCACUUUCCAGGCUCAACUUGUUAUGAUGAUUAAAAAUCAGAAAGGAGAGGUGGUAGAAGGAGAUCCGGACAAAGUUCUGCGGAUGCUGUAUGUGUGGGCGCUCUGCAGAGACCAGGAUGAACUCAACCCGUAUGCUGCUUGGAGGUUAUUGGACAUUUCUGCUUCAAGCACAGAGCAGAUCCUCUAAGAACGCCAUCCAAGAGCUUCCUACACCUCUCACUUGCACCAGUGCCAUGUCUGAACUUGCAGCAGCCUGCCGUGUAAGGAGGAAGCUGUGGGGAACAGUCAGAAGAGGCAGCUACUGGGUGUGCCAUCACUUUCCCAGUCCCUGAUGUGACCUGCCUGGGACUGACAUGGCUACCCUGGGCACAGCGCUAGCUUUACGCUGUAGGAAUGUGCAGUAGAUUAAGUGUAACUGAUUUAAGACACUAGCAGCUGCUGUUGGUUCCUUUUUAAAUCUUGGCUGGAGGAGGCUGGCCUCUUUCCUC
Messenger RNA from Mauremys reevesii (Reeves's turtle), 2065 nucleotides. It is a transcript of the gene TIMM44, whose product is annotated as translocase of inner mitochondrial membrane 44. NCBI's taxonomy places the organism in Eukaryota, Metazoa, Chordata, Testudines, Geoemydidae. The transcript has 13 exons. Gene Ontology annotation, biological process: protein import into mitochondrial matrix. Gene Ontology annotation, cellular component: mitochondrial inner membrane. Gene Ontology annotation, molecular function: protein-folding chaperone binding. The record is from RefSeq and is a predicted model, not a curated record. The coding region runs from base 415 to 1764 and encodes 449 amino acids.